GUCCAUUUUCAAUUUCAAAAUCAAACACAAAACAAAUAACCCCUCCCCUUUCAUAAAUCUAAAAAAUAAACCAAAAUUCAACAAAUUAUCUUAUGGACCGAACCAUAAAUCGUAGCAAAAGAAUAGAAAAUUAUUGAUAAAUACCGAAAAACCCCAAAAAGAAAACCCAACCGAAGCCAAUUUUCGGUUUUACCAUGGACCAACCGAAAAUCACCUUUGGUUGCACCAUGGCUCAGCCGAAGAUAGUUUUCAGUUAAUCCAUGGUACAACCGAAAAAUUGGCUUCGGUUGAACCAUGGUACAACCAAAAAUUGGAUUCGAUUGAGGGGUUUCGGAUUUUUUUUAUUUUUAUUUUUACCCUGUCGGAGUCGCUACUAAUGAUUCAGACGUAUUUUCGACGAUUUCGACUUCAGUAUGUCAACGAUAAAUUCGAGAGUGUGGGAUAUUGAGUGUUUUUUGUUUUUUAGUCAAAAUGAUGUUUGUUUGCUAAAGAAAAUGUAAAAAUGCAAAAAAAAUUAAAAUGUAGCUUUAUUAUCAUUUAGUAUGAUCAUUAGUAAUUUUUAAAAUAUUUUAGAACGAUCUUUAUAAUUCCCUAGUUUUAAUUCCAAAACUGGGGUAGUGUCUUUGGCAUUCCGGUCCAAUAAGUCCAAAUAACUGGGUCUGGAAGCCUUUUAGGCGGGCCGGAUCAACGGCUGGUUUCCGCGGACACCGAUCGAACCGGACGAGCGUUGUCGGCCUCGAACUAUUACGGCACCGUUUCUUGUUUCAGAAGAAGAAAGAAAAAGGAAAACAAUGGAGGAAAAACGGAACCCUCGGCCGCUUUAGCAUUAGACCUUUGCACUUCAGCAGCAGCCUCCGACGUCGCCUCUUUUCCAGGGAGCAGAGAGCAGCGAGAAAGAGAGAGCGAGCGGUGGACGGCGAACAACGGCGAAAGUUGUGCUAAAGGCCGACAGCUUUCUUCUGAACGUCGGAGACGGGCUAAAGGCCGAAAAGCGAAACAUCAGACUUGUGAAGUUUGUGUAGGCUACUGCCGUGUGCUGUCAAGCUAUGGGGAAGAAAAGCGGGAGCCAAAAGAAAGGUAGUGGGAAACCGAAGAGUAGUUCCCGCCAUAAGUAUGCUAAUCCAGAAGACAUGGAUGAUGAGAUUGAUGUGUUUCACAAGCAGCGAGAUAUUGUCCCGCUUGAUUUGAAUGAUGAUUCCGGAGAAUCUAGUGAUGAAGAACAUCCAGUUUUCGAAGACGAGGACAUCAAGGAUGUCAGUGAUGAUGAGGAUGAAGAUGAUGAUGUGGAGGAUUAUGGUAAAGAUACGGGACUAGCAGCAAAAAUUGUCAGACAAAUGAAGUAUCUCAAAGAGAAAAUGCCUGGAAUUGAUGAUGAAAUGCAAGAUAGCGAGGAAGAUGAAGAGGAAAACAGGUCGACAUGGGCUGGACACAAGAGCUUUUACCAUGGUGGUGACAAUCGUGACAUUGAACCUCAAUCAAGUGAUGAGGAGCUACAAGAAGAGGAGGAAGAGGUUAAAAGACAGCAAGAGUUAAAAGCAAAAUCAUUAUCAAUGACAGACUUUGGUCUUGAAGAUGUGGAGGAUGGAGUUGAGAGUGACCAAGAAUUAUCACUAGAGCAAAUUAAAGCUGGAGUAAAACCCUUAGGCAAAGCUCACUCAACUGAGCCUAAUCUUAAGGAGGCAGACAAAGAUUUGAGGGCUUUAUCACAGGAAGAGCAAAUGAAUGCUGUAUAUAGUUCUGCUCCAGAAUUAGUUGGGUUACUGUCUGAGCUGAAUGAUGCACUGGAGCAGCUUGAAACUAGAAUCAAUCCAGUUCUAAGCAAGGCUAAAGAAAGCGGAAUCCAUAUGGAAGGUGGGCUUCGAUUUUUGGAGGCAAACCAGCUCCUUUUGCUGGCAUAUUGCCAAGCCAUAACAUUCUAUCUACUUCUCAAGUCUGAGGGUCUCCCAGUUAAUGACCAUCCUGUCAUUGCCCGCCUUGUUGAGCUUAAGGGCUUAUUGGAUAAGAUGAAGCAACUAGAUGGAGAACUUCCAUCAAAGCUAGAGGAGUUUCUCAAGGAAAAUAUCAGUCCUGAAGAUCUAGGCAAGUUCAUGAAAAAGGAUGCUGCACCUUUGUUGGCGGUGGACCUAGUGACAAAGAAGGAUGAUCUUUCUCUCGCCUCAGCUGAUACACGAGAAGUUGCAGAGACAAUCGGGCUGGUGAAUGGGAACUCUUUGAGUGACCAUCCAAGGAAAGAAUUGAAAGAAGGAAGGCAUAAGCGCAAGAAUGAUGAGGUCGGUGUUGAAAGUACAGAAAUGUUGAGAAUACGAGCCGCCCUGGAGGAAAAAUUGAAACAAAAGGGGGUCUUCAGCUUCGUUGCCUCCGAGGAGGAUAAAGUCAAGAAGAAGCAUAAACAAGCAAACAGCCGUCUUGAAACAUGUGACGAUUUUGAUGACGAUGCCGUUGAUCUUAAAAAUGGCCACCAUGGAGCAGCUGACAGACCAACAAACUUGUAUUCCAAGAAACUAAAGGUCGUUUCUGGUGAUGAAGAUAUACCCAAGAGAGAUGAUAUUGGGGAGAGGAGGAGGAAACAUGAACUGAGGGUUUUGGCGACUGCUGGAGUAAGGUCUGAGGAUAAUGCUGGGGAUGAAGAUGAGUUUGACCAACAUGUAGAAGAUGGUGAUGCAUCUCCUGAAUCCGAAGAGGAGAGUGAUGCAGAAGGCUCAGAAGAUGAGUCGGAAGAAGAAGCGAAUGAUGUCAAGGAUGUGAAACCGGUCACCGCAAAGGCUGAGAAAAGAAAUGCAGCAGCUCCAUAUUUGCCUGAACCAGUGGAUGGAAAACGACUUAUCACGUAUCAGAUGGAGAAGAACAGAGGUCUGACCCGAAAACGAAAGAAGCUAAUUAAGAAUCCCAGGAAGAAAUACAGGGUAAAGCAUCAAAGUGCAGAGAAACGGAGGAAGGGGCAGGUGGUUAGUAUCAAGAAGCCGACGGGGCCUUAUGGAGGUGAAGUUUCUGGUAUCAACCCUGGAGUCAGUCGAAGCAUUCGAAUGUGAUGAAGAAGAGAGACGACAGAGCUGGACAAUGAUCUCGAUUUUUUUUCUUCCCAGAGUAUUUAUAAGUUUACAACUUUGCAUCUCUCUCUCUCUCUCUCUCUCAAAUUUUGUCAUGACUCUUGAGUUCACCUAGUUAUUCGAAAGAGAGAUUCAGAGACUGCCAGACUACACAGCAUCAAUGCCUGUGCUGAGCAAACUAUGUAAUAUUUAUGCUGUUGGCAUAAUAUGCAAUUUUUGGCGAUAUCUUUCCAUUCUGUUAGCUAAAUAUAUGUUCCUUAAUUUU
Molecule: messenger RNA, 3312 nt
Organism: Linum trigynum
Lineage: Eukaryota; Viridiplantae; Streptophyta; Magnoliopsida; Malpighiales; Linaceae
Source: the annotation of a GenBank genome assembly